Molecule: messenger RNA, 1264 nt
Organism: Cutaneotrichosporon oleaginosum
Lineage: Eukaryota; Fungi; Basidiomycota; Tremellomycetes; Trichosporonales; Trichosporonaceae
Source: RefSeq, a predicted model, not a curated record
UCUGGCGCAGUGCGAGCCUCCCGAACUUCAGGUGACGUACGAUCCUGACCUCAACGCAAAGGUCGCCUCCGCUCUCGAGCGGCGUCUUGGGCCAGCGGCCACGGUGGGAGCCUACUCCGAAGCACUCGCAGACGCUCAUGUUUGCGUUGCUGCGUGGAAUUUGAUGGCGCGCCACUCCACACAGCCUGCCAACGAGCCGGUAUCACACCAGCCCGAGGUUUUGUUCUGUGCGGCUGUCCUUGCCCACCUGUCUCCCCUAGCAACACUAUUGCUAACUGCGACGCUAUCAUGACCGCGGGUGAUGCUGGGCAGUCUGCGGUUGGCCGGCGCCGGCGCCGGUGGGGUCCUGCACCUCUUGUUGGUUCGGGCACAGCGGAUCUCGCAGUGCUCGAUGGCCGUGCCGGCAUGGAGUGCAAGGAGACCAGCUCGCUCAAUCAACUGAUCAUUGAGACCCUCGUACAGGCUUCGCCAACCUGGCCAAGUGCGAAGAUCAACAUUAUCUCGCGGGCCUUGCCUGGUAGGCCGGAGCGCAAGCUGCCCUCGUCCCUUGUUUUCUCUGUGGACCAGGUGAUGCGCAUCGGGCAGAUUUUUCGGGAGAUGCACGCGAACCAUUGGGACUACUUAAUGUCGGUGGACGACUCCGCCUAUGUCCUUUACGAGUUGAGGGAGCGCAACCACCUCAUCGUUGGAGACGCCGUCGCUCGCCAUGACUCCAAUGCCCGCGCGUCACUCCCUCUCCUGGGAGUCAUGGUGGCACUCAUGUGUGACGAACCCACAGGCCAGGCGUUACGUGCGUCUCGGUUCAUUGAGAGCAGAUCGAACCGAGCGGAGACGUCCAUUCAUGGGGCUUCUGCGCCCAAUAACAAUAUGGGGUUGGACGGAAUCCCCGGGGCAAGUUUAGGGCAGGACAGUACCACCCCGUCCGCUGCCGGCGACAGCCUCGGGUCCGGCGCGCCAGUUAACUGGUCGUGUUUUAACUCUGUGAGUUACAUGUGAGCUCACGCGAUCUGGCAUACAGCCAACGCACCUUGCCAUCGACUUCUCCCUUCUUAGCAUCAAUACAUGCCCAAUCCGAUUCGCCCGCAUGAAGGCAGACUCAGAUAUGACCAACAGUGACGCAGGCUCCACUCUGAACCCCCAACUGCGACGGCCCCGGCUGGUUGGCGAGUCGUCCACGGGCCCAACGACACCACCCGAAGGCGAGAUCACUGAGCCCGUUGUUCACGUUGGCAGGCGUCUCGGUCGAGGGCGCACAGGUGAAACA